Blastomyces gilchristii SLH14081 is the source of this 2121-nucleotide messenger RNA. RefSeq lists its product as hypothetical. NCBI's taxonomy places the organism in Eukaryota, Fungi, Ascomycota, Eurotiomycetes, Onygenales, Ajellomycetaceae. Bases 909 to 1775 code for a protein of 288 amino acids. The record is from RefSeq and is a predicted model, not a curated record. The transcript is spliced from 2 exons.
AUGACUGGCGUUGCUGCUGGUUCUUUGGGGAGAAAUGAUGUAUAAGUUGGGUUUAAAGAGGCGCUUGACAGCGGAAUCUGGUGGUGGAAGUCUGGAAUGUGCGAUAUCGUGUGAAAUACUGUGAUAGCGAGGUCGUUCAAUUUAAGGGCGAUGAUUCCUCGAGUUCUGGAUAGAUGGCUGUGCUGUGGCUUUUGGAUGCAAACGUUCGUCUGAAGUAUGUGAGAUAGUUAUAGUUAUUGGAAUUCUGAGGCAAAUUGACAAAGAAGCGGAUGGAUGGGGAGGCUAGUUAAGUCAUGUGAUCUAUGCUCUCCAUCCGAACUCCGAACCCAACCUUACUUAACUCCGUACUGUAUACGGAGUACAGAGUAUCUCAGACCAUGUUCCUCAAGGCAACACCAUUCGUCCAUGGCAAACUUCCACCUGGGGUGUACGGACCAUGAAUGCGAGACGAAGAAUAUGUUUGUCUGGUUGGUCUAUAGCUAAUGAUCUACCAAAGAUCCCCUUCCCAGGGGGAUGAUAAACAUGGUACAAAAUCAAGACGGGUGUUGUCUGUGGGCUGAUUGUUUUGGUUCCACUACUGCAACAGGUGGAACAUCUGUCCCACAGGCUUCUCUUCUUUCUCUCGUGUCCUGAAUGGCUGUACCACUUUCUUGCAGCUUUCAAAAACUGAAGUUGAUGUUCACCAGUGCCCGACCGCGUAAGCCGUUUUCAGAAGUAUGGUGCAUUUGACUGCGUUGCUGUUAGGCUGUCAGAUGGCAGCAUAAUUACUCCGUACACAGAGAAGAAGUGAACGGUCCCCUCUUCAUUCAACCUCAUCAGUAUCUGUCAUGCAUGGGAGGGUUUCGAUGUAAGGGCCUGAAGUGCAAAUCAGUCACGGAGUUCUUGUUGUGAGCAUCAAAUUUCGCAUCAUGUAUAUUUAUCCUUUUGUGAGGAUAGGGAACAAAAAGGAGAAUGAGAGCAGGAGCUUAUUCACGCCGACAAAAAACUACAAGCCAAAAUCAACCUUUAGCUGGACUUUGCCCAAUCGACUACCAACAGACCUUUUUUCAACAGUCCAACAAGUGCUCAGCGAGGUCCAGGAGGCCAGGCGACUCAAACAACAAGUCGACUCGCUCCUCCACCCAAAUGAGCGACAAUGGAUAGACACCACUAUCGCCGAAACCGACACCACAGCCAACGAGAUAGCAGUCCUCCUUGAACCGCGGCGAGUCGCGCGCGAAAUUGGGCAGGGCGGCAAGAUAGGACUCAGAAACCGGCUAAGGUGGGCCUUGAGAGAUUCGCAUAGAGCGAAAGAGAAAACUUCUCAGUUGGUGCUUUCUCGCAAUAGCCUCAUGGUAGUGCUCGGAAAUCUUCAUAUGCGUGGCUCUACUUUUUCGCCAGCUUCCAAACCUUCCACCCCCAAACCUCCGUCUAUCACUACGAUUACGUCGCCCGCCGAACUGGACUCGCUAUCAAUUUUCGCUGCCAGUAGGAAAGAGGGAUGUGAGGUCAAGGUCAAGAGGGGUUCAUCACUCAGCGAUGAGCUGAAUGAGAUAUUGGCGUGGAGACGGACUAAGGGCGCAUGGUCAAUUUCUAACCAUGAGCUCACAGGUUUUACUGCGGUGGAUUCUACUUCUUCUCCCUCUUAUUUUUCGACGCAUUCUACGACGAAUUCCCGCUUCCCACUGGCCCUGACCGAAACGAGGAUAGGAAAGGCAACAAUGCAAAUAAAACGGAAACCGGUACCAGCAGGCCCAAUUCCUACGAUCGAGGAAUAUGGAAGCCGAAGUGUAUGAAAAAUAGCUCUAGGUCGAAACAGACAACCGCUUGUAUUGUUUAAUCGCUCUUUUUUGUGUUACUUUUUUAUUUAUUUUUCUUUCUUAUCUAUUAAUUUAUUACACCAGAGGCUUGUACUGUGGGUGUUAAAACCAUUCUAUAUGUCAGAUCUUUCACCAUCGUUCUGUUGUUAAGAAUAUUUCUAGCAGGUGGCUUUCCAAACCGGCCUUUUCAAGUGUGCGAAUUUCCCGUUGUACUGUAUUUAAUAAUAAUUUUUAUAUUCUCCCCAAUCGCAAUUCAACGCAAUAUUUACAAUAAUAUAUCUGACCUGGCUUAGGAGAAUCAAGAAAGACAAACACAUCUCCC